Messenger RNA from Funneliformis caledonium, 390 nucleotides. Lineage: Eukaryota; Fungi; Glomeromycota; Glomeromycetes; Glomerales; Glomeraceae. The record is from the annotation of a GenBank genome assembly.
AUGCAAGCAAAAGCUAUUAUCAAUAUAAGCAAAAAAAUUAUAAUAAUUAAACAAAAUAAUGAUACUGAUGUAAUUCCAAUCACGUGCUUUUCCAAAAUUGAUCCAAAAGUAUUUACUCCUAUAGAUUUUGUUAAGAAAGAAUAUAAUAAAUUAGAACUUGAAGAGAUAUAUAAGAAUCCUCAACACUAUUUGAAUGUAUUCUUUAAUAACAAUAUGACUACCAUUAAUAGUCAACAGUACCUAACUGAAUUUUCAGAAUUUAGCAAACUUGAACUUCUUAGGACUGAUAAGCAUUGGAAAGGACCAGAAAAAUGCUUAUAUAAAAUACUAUCAAAAGAAGAAGAUUGUUUAUAUUAUAAUGUAUUAUAUCAGAACUUACAGGAAUAUUAA